AUGGAUGGCUGCUUGGUCACCAAAAGGAGUCCUUCCCGAAGGUCAAUUAUAGGUGACUUUUCGUCGUUUGUGGCACAUAUGAAGGAGAUAGCAAUCGACAAAGGUGUCGACAUUUUGCUCGUAGACUCCAGAGACAUACACGAUGGUACCGGUCUAUCUGACGGUUAUUUGCCCGGCGGUGUCGAUGGCCGUGAGGUCAACUUGACCAGCUCUUCGAGCUCAAACCCAACUCCUUACGAUGUUAUGGCCAUCGAAACCAUGAACUCUAUGUAUCAGAAUUUAGCACCGAAGCUUAACGGGCGAUACCUUUCAUCGAAUGUCGAUAUCACUGUUGCCGAUCAGAAUCGAUCUGCCUGUAGAUACAAUGGUGAUGGGGGUAGUGAUACCCCCAACCCUUAG
Guyanagaster necrorhizus is the source of this 399-nucleotide messenger RNA. RefSeq lists its product as uncharacterized. Lineage: Eukaryota; Fungi; Basidiomycota; Agaricomycetes; Agaricales; Physalacriaceae. Bases 1 to 399 code for a protein of 132 amino acids. The record is from RefSeq and is a predicted model, not a curated record. The transcript has 8 exons.